UAUUUGCUCCAAUACGAGAGAAAGAGAAAGAGAGUUAAAUCAGUAUAGGAGCGGUAAUUACUGCUUAAAAAUCGAGAAAACAAAUAUAAUAUAUACGUGAUGCGUGACGAUAUCAGGAGUAGAAAAAACCAUACUUUAUAGGAACACUUAAAGGUGGAGUACAAAUAAAAAUAUAAAUAAAAAAAUUUCAAGUAGUUUAACGAGUUUCUUGGCUAUGUAUCGUCAGCUUUACUCAUACUUACGACUUGUAGUUUCGUCGAUAGUCGAUACCCGUGGCUUUGGAGAGUAACACAGUGGCCCGGUCGCGUGUCCCCGUUGAGGAAUCCUCUCUUUGUACAUCGGAGGGACCUCAGCGGGUUAUUUAUUAGCUUUGAAUAAUAAUUUUCCAUAAAUAAUACAUAUUCUUCAGCGUCAAGUGUGUGGUGCUGUAGAGGUGUAAGGGAUGAAGGCCGGGGGGAUAAUUCAGGUGACGAUCUAAGAUCAGAAAUGUUGAAAUUUGGAAGCAAAAACGACGUUACAGUGGUGCAUCGCGCCACUAUUCGAUUGCUCGACGACGCCGAAAUUAUCCACUGUGACUUUCAGCCCCAACACAAAGGAAAGUACAUUUUGGAAUAUGUAUGUAAGCAGCUUAACAUCAUUGAGACAGAUUACUUUGGAUUACGUUAUGUGGAUCACUGUAGACAACGACAUUGGUUGGAUUUGGCUAAAACGGUGAUAAAACAAGUGAAAGAUAUGGAGUCAAUACUAUUCAGCUUUCGUGUCAAAUUCUACCCCCCGGAUCCCCUGAGGCUGAAGGAAGAGAUUACCAAAUAUCAAAUUUAUCAACAACUAAAGAGGGAUCUACUCCACGGGCGUCUAUAUUGCAGUCCUGGGGAAGCCGCGCUGCUGGCAGCGUGCAUCCUGCACAACGAACUUGGCGAGUACGAUCCGGACAUCCACGUGGGCAAUUACAUGUCGGAGCACAAGAUUUUGCUGAAGCAGACCGAGGCUAUCGAGGAGAAAGCAAUGGAGAUACAUCAAACUCAACUAAAAGGCUUUACUGCAGAACAAGCAGAGACACAUUUUCUUAGGCUGGCAUCGCAACUCGAUACUUAUGCAGUUGAUCCCCAUCCUGUCAAGGAUCAUAAAGGGACACAAUUGUAUCUUGGCAUCAAUCAUCAUGGUAUUCUAACUUUCCAAGGGUCUCGUCAAACAAAUCACUUCCGUUGGUCCGAAGUUCAAAAAAUAAAUUAUGAAGGCAAAAUGUUUAUAGUUCAUCUGACAAUCAAUGAGAAAAAACACACCGUCGGCUUCAAGUGUCCGACUGGAUCUAACUGUCGUCAUGUAUGGAGAUGUGCUAUUGAACAGAUGCUAUUCUUCACGUUGCCCAGAGCUUCAGACGCGCCAGUUGUGAGCGGAGGAUCUAUAUUCUCGUGGGGUACAAAGUUUAAAUAUACUGGAAGAACAGAGAGAGAAGUGUUGGAGGAAACUGCUGCGGUAGCUGCAGGUUCCGAAGAAGCAUCAUCGCUUAAAGGAAAAGGAGACGGAUCAGCUCAACGUUGUCAAACAGCCGGAUUACGAAGAAAAGCUAGUAGUGUUCCAGCAACACCAAGUACACCAAGUCAAGAUCUUAUUGAAAUCAGAUAUUCAAGUCUGCCAAGAAGCUGUCACAGCGCGGGUUUAGACGGUGCUGGAAUGGCAGACGCUGGAGGAACUGGCGGCGUUCCCCUUAGUUCCCCUUAUUGCCCUGACAAUACAUUACCACUAUUGGAGACUGUAUCAGAGGACCAAGAAAUUUAUGCCAAGAGAAAUAACGCUGUAGACGAAAAUGAAUCGCAUGCGAGUGCCACCCACACCACAUCCACCACAAAUCUACAACUGAAAAACGUGAAAUCAAAAAGCUCAGGAAGACCCCAAAAAUACAGUCAAAAAAUAAUCAUAGGAUCUGAGGAACUUGUUGGGAAAAAUAUCGAUAUGGUUGUUCGAGAAAAAAUCAAUUCCUUGGAGAAGAGUCCUAAAAUAAUCAAAUCUACUGCAAUAAUAAUUAAGUCAUCACGUACACCUGUAAAAUCAUUACAAAAAUUAACUCAACCUUUCAAUGAAUUACACAAAUCACCUCAAGUAAUAGUCAAAUCAAGAUGUAAUGAUCUCAAGUCUUUUGAAGAUAAAAAACAAUUACAGAUUACAACGAAAUCUUGUGAAAAUCUUCAAGAAAAAAAAGAAAACUCACCGAUAUUAUUAAUGAAGAGGAGUUCAUCUUCUAUAGAAAAUGAAAGCAUGGAAAUAAAUUCAAAGCUAGCUAAUGGUUCAGUAAUAAGUUCAAGAACCAGAAAUGGACCAAUGGCAUUUGCAAUGGCAAUUGCAGCUGCGGCUGUUGCAGCAACGAAUUCUUCAGCUUGUGCAAACACUUGUAAAGACCUGCCAUCAGUUAAAGCUGAUAAAGGUCAAAUGGGUGACGGAGAAAACAACGACUAUUUCUUCAGAGAUUCCUUUGAUCAUUCAUCAUCAGAAAGUCAACUUGUAGAUGGUUUAGGAAAGUCUCAAAGUAGAUCAGUAACUCCAGUACCAAAAAUGCAAAAAUUACAAAAUUCUAAACUUUGUUUACAACCAGUAGGAUCAAGAUCAAUAGCAGGAAGAUCGAAAACUUUACGUAGUGUGCGAUUUAUACGAUUAUUUAUUUCUGCAUUUGUUCUCACUGUUACAAUGUUAUUUAUCGUUGUCAUUAUCAUCUUUGAGACAGAUUCUACUGUAUUUGACAGUAUUCGUAAAUCACCAGAAAUGAUCGCUUUCAAGAGUCAAUAUUAUGUAUCUAUCAAGGAAUUCCUCAGGACCAAACUUGGCCUAUUCUGAUUAUUAAAUCGGCCAAUUACUAAAUCGUUUUUGAUCUUAUUUCUCAAAUAAAACCUCUUGUUUGAAUGAUUAAAUAAAAAUGAAAAAUUAAGUUCAAACUUAGAAAAUUAAAUCUAAAAACCAAAGUAAACUUGAAAGUGCCAAGUUAAAAGCCAAGGAAAGUAAUAAAAACAAAACUACUGUAAAAUUUCCAUUCGACAAGCCAGAGUAUAGUUUUUGCGUGAAUUUCGUUUAUCCAUAAAUUUUCAAAGAUCUUUAAUUCGUGUAAAUUAUAAGGUAAGGCCUAUCAUCACUGAUGGAUUUUCAUGUAAAACAAAUAGAUAUUGAUACAAGAAUACUUCCUACCACUGUGGAAUCACGAAGAAAAAAUAAUAAAAAUAAGUAAAAAAAAAAGAUAGUAAAA
Chelonus insularis is the source of this 3232-nucleotide messenger RNA. It is a transcript of the gene Frmd5, whose product is annotated as FERM domain containing. The record is from RefSeq and is a predicted model, not a curated record. Gene Ontology annotation, molecular function: cytoskeletal protein binding. Gene Ontology annotation, cellular component: cytoskeleton. The coding region runs from base 487 to 2829 and encodes 780 amino acids. The transcript is spliced from 11 exons. NCBI's taxonomy places the organism in Eukaryota, Metazoa, Arthropoda, Insecta, Hymenoptera, Braconidae.